Messenger RNA from Mesocestoides corti, 297 nucleotides. NCBI's taxonomy places the organism in Eukaryota, Metazoa, Platyhelminthes, Cestoda, Cyclophyllidea, Mesocestoididae. The record is from the annotation of a GenBank genome assembly.
AUGCACUUCCCGCAAUCUGCCUUCGUGAUCCUCGGAGUACUUACACUGGCGCAUCUGGUGUCUCCCCGACAUAUUCGUUCGGCUGAAGUAGAACCGAAAUCUUUGGUAGAUCAACUAGGUGACAAAUUUCCAAAGUCAUUCGAUUUCCCAAAAGACUUUCCCAAAUUCCCCUCUGGAAUCGCCCUUCCACAGUUGGGUCCGUCCAAUCCAAAGCGGGUUUCCGAAACCAAAGUCACCAUUGAGGAUAAAAAAGGUCCAGACGGAAAUUCUCACAGCAAAGUAGUUCACUCCGUCGAU